AUGCAACUAAACCUAAUCACCGUCAUAUACGCAACCUGGGUGUUGUCUCUGAGGCCUACCCUCGCCCAAGACGACGGCUCUUGCUAUGAUGCCGAGCAGCAUCCAGUGGAGUUUGCCGAUCUGGGAAGUAGGCAAGAGAUCUCCCAGGCCCUCAACGAGACUUGCGAGCCUCCCCUUGGCGAUCAAGUAUAUCAGUGCAAUGCGGCGAAAGCUCUUGACGUUCACAUGCCGAACAAUGCUUCUCGCAGCUUCGUCUUCCAUUUCGCAAGCCUCCACUACGUUAAUCAGAGUAUUCCCGACGAUGGCCCUUGUGGCGACGUCUACUUCUCCCGCGAAAGCUGCGUCUACUUAGGCCUUACCGCCAUGGACAUGUGCGAGCAUGGCGGCGAGGUCACCAUCAACGAGACUGAGGCUGCUGGCGGUGGGGAACAGAAGCCGGUGACGGCUUGGUUGCAGGUCAUCCCGUACACUUAG
Messenger RNA from Diaporthe amygdali, 474 nucleotides. RefSeq lists its product as uncharacterized. The record is from RefSeq and is a predicted model, not a curated record. NCBI's taxonomy places the organism in Eukaryota, Fungi, Ascomycota, Sordariomycetes, Diaporthales, Diaporthaceae. Bases 1 to 474 code for a protein of 157 amino acids. The transcript has 2 exons.